AUGAUUGUGUGUUUCUUCACUAAUGGCAGUAAGGUGCUGGAGAUCCUCUUCCUGAUCUUGAACUCCCAGCAGGGAACCUUCAUCUUCCUGAUCUACUGUAUCCUCAAUAAUGAGUUAAACAUGAUUGUGUGUUUCUUCACUAAUGUCAGUAAGGUGCUGGAGAUCCUCUUCCUGAUCUUGAACUCCCAGCAGGGAACCUUCAUCUUCCUGAUCUACUGUAUCCUCAAUAAUGAGAAAGUGCAUGAGAGCAGCAGGACUCUCAAAAACUGUGACGAGCUCAGCUGUUUCUUUACAACCAGUCACUUCCACAACAUCUACCAGUUCUACUUCUACAGCCUCUUCACAGCCGGUCACAUACACAACAUCUACCAGUUCUACUUCUACAGGUCAUUUACUUACAGUCACUUCCACAACAUCUACCAGUCCCACAACUGCAGUUCCUCUACAUCUGGUCACUUCCACAACAUCUACAGCCUCUUUACAGCUGGUCACUUCCACAACAUCUACCAGUUCAACAUCUACAGAUCAUUUGCCUACAGUCACUUCCACAACAUCUACCAGUCCCACAACUGCAGUUCCUCUACAUCUGUCUCUUUACAGCCGGUCACUUCCACAUCAUCUACUAGUUCAACAUCUACAGUUUCUUUACAGCCGGUCACUUCCACAUCAUCUACUAGUUCAACAUCUACAGCCUCUUUACAGCCGGUCAUUUCCACAACAUCUACUAGUUCAACAUCUACAGUCUCUUUACAGCCGGUCACUUCCACAACAUCUACCAGUUCUACUUCCACAGGUGAGGAUGAUGCUGGACUGCACUUCUCUUUACAGCCGGUCACUUCCACAACAUCUACUAAUUCAACAUCUACAGUUUCUUUACAGCCGGUCACUUCCACAAUUUCUACUAGUUCAACAUCUACAGGUGAGGAUGAUGCUGGACUGCACUCCGGUCACUUCCACAACAUCUACCAGUUCAACAUCUACAGCCUCUUUACAGCCGGUCACUUCCACAACAUCUACCAGUUCUACUUCCACAGUUCCCCUACAUCUGGUCACUUCCACAACAUCUACAGCCUCUUUACAGUCGGUCAGAUCCACAACAUCUGCCAGUUCUACUUCUACAGGUCAUUUACUUACAGUCACUUCCACAACAUCUACCAGUCCCACUACUGCAGUUCCUCUUCAUCUGGUCACUUCCACAACAUCUACAGGUCAUUUACCUACAGCCAUUUCCACAAUAUCUACCAGUCCCACUACUGCAGGGAACUCCACGCUGCGUCCUCUAGCGGACACAAUGUGGAACGAAAUGCCAACUAUGCCAUGCCAAGUUCCUCUACAGCCGGUCACUUCCACAACAUCUACCAGUCUCGCUACUACGGUCUCUUUACAGCCGGUCACUUCCACAUCUACACUUUCAACAUCUACAGAUUCACAACGUCUGAAUACCACAAUGUUGGAAGAUUGCAAGGAAAAUGUGAAAAUCUUCUUGGCCAGAUAGAGAACUUGACAGCUCAAGUGCUUCCUUUGACCGAUGUGACAAAAAUUUUGGAUGUGGUCCUCAAUGCUUCAGAGAAGGUUUUAGACUCAUCGUCAACUGACCCAGAUAAACUGGUGUUACAUGGAAACCGUCUGUUAAAAGCCAGCGAGAAACUCGUGUCCAUGCUGGUGAUACCGACAAACACAAGUGACUAUGUCAAUUUUACUCUUGACACUGUGGAGGUUGAAGUCUUCAUGGUUGGACCACAGGUCACCUUAGAUAAAAUCCCUCGACUCGACACGACAAAUUCUUCUGUGGACAUCGAUCUCAUUGGGAUCGCCAAGAACAACAAUGAAACAAGAUCAGCUGCUGUGGCUUUCAUGAGCUACAACACGAUGGAGAAUCUACUAAAGCCAGACUUCUUCAACACAUCAAAAGACACGGUUAAAACCAUGAUGUCUACUGUGAUCUCAGCUACUCUUCCCAAAACCACCAACACUAAACUCACCAAACCAGUCAACUUCACCCUCAAACACAUCAGAGAGUUUGAUCCCAGCGGUUCUCUGUUCUGUGUGUACUGGAAUAUCAGCGAGUGGAUUGUAGAUGGUUGUUCUGUUUUAAAGACCAACAGCAGCUGCACUGUGUGUUCCUGUGAUCAUCUGUCGACAUUCGCUCUCAUCAUGCAAACCAGCCGUCAGUCAGAGAGCGACUCACUGAUGGAGCUGUUGAAUUUGGUGUGUGUGAUCGUGGGGCUGGUGUUCUUCAGUUUGGCCCUGUUGACCUUUGCCCUUUGUCAGUGGAGUCCUGGAGUGAAUAAUGUGGCUCGAAUCAACAUCUGCAUCAGUCUUCUGUUGGCUCACCUUCUGUUUCUGCUCACACAGCAGUUCCUGAGCCUCAUACGGCGUCAGCAGGUGUUGUGUGCCGUGAUCUCAGGCCUUCUGCACUUCCUCUUUCUCUCCGGCUUUGUGUGGAUGUUCAUUGAAGCUGUGCUGCUCUUCAUCUGUGUGAAGAACCUAUCACAGCUCAGCUCCAUUAAUAGGGCGGUGCUUAGCAGAGAAUUCCUGUGUGUGAUUGGAUAUGUGGUUGCUCUGGUUGUGGUGGCCGUGUCUGUUGUGAUGGAUCCUAAUGGCUACGGAAGUGAAAUGUGCUGGAUAAAAAUAGAUAAAGGCUUCAUCUCAAGUUUUCUGGGACCUGUUUGCAUGAUACUAACAUCAAACACGAUUCUUUUCAUCAAGAUCGUCAUCACUCUGAACUCAACUCUCAAAAAUCUGAACUCUGACGUUUCACAGAUAAAACAAACCAAGAUCAUGGUGUUUAAAACACUGGCUCAGUUUGUGGUUCUUGGUUGCUCCUGGAUUCUGGGUUUCUUCACUAAUGGCAGUAAGGUGCUGGAGAUCCUCUUCCUGAUCGUGAACUCCCAGCAGGGAACCUUCAUCUUCCUGAUCUACUGUGUCUUCAAUAAUGAGGUCAGGCAGCAGUACAGGAAGUUCUUCAGAUGUCUUUGCAGUGGACAAAAACAACACUGAGGACCACAGAAUCAUGUUAAGGAAAAAAAAAGUACUGCUGAAGUGCCAUUAUUAUUUCAGGUUGUUAUACGUACAGUAAAAUACACAACAGAAUCAAUGUUUUUCAAUAUUAGCCUCACCUCUUUUUUGUUUUUUAGAAAAAACAUGUUACCAGUGUCCCAAUAUUA
Molecule: messenger RNA, 3167 nt
Organism: Sinocyclocheilus rhinocerous
Lineage: Eukaryota; Metazoa; Chordata; Actinopteri; Cypriniformes; Cyprinidae
Exons: 38
Coding region: 1-3000 (999 amino acids)
Biological process (GO): cell surface receptor signaling pathway; adenylate cyclase-activating G protein-coupled receptor signaling pathway
Cellular component (GO): plasma membrane
Molecular function (GO): G protein-coupled receptor activity
Source: RefSeq, a predicted model, not a curated record